GAUAUAAAUGUCGAUAAUAAACUAUAAUGAGCACACAGAUUGUACUAGAUUUUUCAGAAGUGUACAAAGCAUUAUUUAUUACAUAUAAAUAAUUGAAUGGUGUGUAUCCAAAGUGAAAUAAGCAAAUAAAAAAAUAAUAAACCAGAAAAUCUUUGGCCUUUACGUGGCUCUUAGCAGACGGCAAUUGUUCUGGUGCACGAUGUUUUGUGUGUAAACAAAUCGGUGACAACACAUCACUCGAUGAUCAGGAUUCAGUAUGUAAAGAGGGUACAGGAAAUAUUUUGCUGUUAAUUGAGCUUUGCACGUUGACCGAGGAAAGAUAUCAGUUCGCUAUUGUAAUAGUGUAUGGGUGAUUUGUAAAAUUCACGCUAAAAGUGUUUGUGUAGUGGUUUUAUCUAGAAAAUAAUGAGAAUGUGACGGGAAACAGAUUUAUAGUAGGACAUUAUACUGAAGUGAGAAUGGGGAGGAAGAGGAUAAGGGCGAGGAAGCGUACAGGCCCGAAAGGAUUUAACCCUGUCAGCGCUGAUUUUAACCAGCAACCGAAACAGCAGACAUAUUUAAAGCGGAAACCACAGCCCUAUGUGAGAAGUACUCAGCAACUGGCAUCAGAGUCGUGUCACACAUUGUCUGGAAGUACAGCUACCCCAAAGGAAGCGAUAGAAGUGGACCCUACGGAUGAAGUGCUAAAUGUGAAACAAACAAAUGAAGCAAUAGUUGUGGACCUUACUAAAGAAGUGACAGAAGUGGAGAGUACAAAUGAAGUGAUAGAGGUGAACACUACGAAUGCAGCCGAGCUACUCACUACGCAACCCAGUAUUCUGUCAGAUACCUCACCUGAUCUCUGGCAUAAAGUUACCGUGAAACCAGCAGGAGGUGACAGAGUAGCUGUUCUCUAUGCCAUCAACAGGCAAAUUUCUCCACGGAAGCUCAUUCCAUAUUUUUAUUGUAUGGAGGAUGGACAUAUAACAUUCUUAGUGAAAAACUGCAGUGCUGCCCUCACAGCAUUGUUCAAACAGAACCUUCAAGUGCAAUACGGUCCUACUAAGAUUGAAUUGAAAGUCGAGCUUCGUGCCAAGAAAGUGAACCUCUCUGCAAUUCUGCGGAAAAUUAUCAGUGAAAGGCUCAGCUCUGAUGGGACUUUCUUAGACCUGUCACACCUGACUAGCAUUCCUGAAUUCCAACAAGUGAUGUACGACCCAUCAGAAAACGUCCAUUUGCAGCAGCAGUUGCUGAAAACAGGAGAAAUGUUCCCGAACGUCGUUAGUCUCAGUCUUGCAGGAAAUGGGCUGUUCACACUGAGCCAUCUCGCCACUGUCUUUGCUGAUAAACUGAAGUGGUGCUCACUAAAAGUAUUAGAUCUGACUGACAACAAGAUUACAACAACUUCUGAUUUGGCGAUCUUCAGUUCUAUACCUAUCAGAGAAUUGUAUUUGAACAAAAAUGCUGUGUGCGGGAAACACAGAAACGAUGAGACCUACAUAAGUGUCAUCAGAGUGAACUUCCCUCAUCUUAUUAAAUUGGAUGGGGCUUACCUUCAACGCACUCCGGGCUUGCCUCGGUGGCGGCCUAAUUACAUUUUCUGUAGGAGCGGGGGCAACUCGGGUGAGCUCGCCGACCAGUUUCUCGAGCACUUUUUCACGCUGUACGAUGGUGACGAUCGGACGUGGCUGUGGGAACUCUACCACGAGGAUGCCUACUUCUCACUCUCUAGCAUGUACCUUCCUGAUCAGAGCACAUCACGCGAUGCAAGGCUGAGCUCAUACAUAGCAGAGUGCCGUAACCUCUUGCACACAUCUGCCAAACUGAGGUCAAAGACUGCACUGGCCCAUGGGGCGGAGAAGGUCGUCAUGAGAUUAGAGAAGCUACCGAGGACUCGACAUGACCCGUACUCCUUCACUGUAGAUCUUCUACAUGAUUCUGACAAAAGUACUAUAUUGACUGUUACGGGUGUGUUCAAAGAGCAAAAUCCAAAACAGAAGACAUCGCCUCGACAUUUUAUGCGUACUUUUGUCCUGGUCAGACGACCAAAUGGUGAAUACCAGAUAGCUAAUGAUAUCAUGUAUGUUACAAAUGCAACAACAGAUGAGGCGGAGGAUGCAUUUAGAUUCACAAAGCCAAAUACAAACCUAAAGAAAAUCAGGCCACCAAGGGAAGUAACAGAGAGUGAUAAAAAUUCCAUGACAGAAAAGUAUUCACAACUUACCAACAUGACGUCUGAGUGGUCACACAGGUGCCUGGAAACUGCCCACUGGGACCUAAGAAAAGCACUCCUAUCAUUCAUUGAAAUGUACAAAGCAGGCAAAAUUCCAGUAGAAAGAUUCAUAAAAGCAAAAGAAGCUGCAAAAUCUUAAAAAGGGAAAAUCUGUAGACCUUCUUCAAAUACCUGUGUCUGUAUAGUACUUGAACCAGCUACUGACAAACGUUACACUCAUUGUGAAUGUGGUAAUUGCUGUAACUGCAGAAAAAGAUGCUGCAGGUUUAUCAGCAGGGAGCAGUGUGCUGAGAGUAGUUAAUCUAAUGUACAUUGUGUCAAAAGAAAAAUUCAGUUCAAAAAAAUAUUAAAUUAUGAGACAAAAUUACUAGGCAGUCCUUACCGUCAGCACUACUGAUACAUACUAUCCUAACUUUUGGAACUGUCAGUUUCUUUCACAGAGUUUAGAAGGGCAUAUCCUGGGGAAGGCUAAAAAGGAAGUUCAGAGCACUCUGACCUGAGGAUGAGAAGGAAUGAGCAGGUCAUUGAGGAUGGAUCGUCAGUGCUUGUGGUGAUGUUUAACCAAAUCGCUGUUGACCUAAGUAUGGUAAGGAAUGUUCUGGCAGAGUGUAAAUAGUUUAGGAGUAAAGGAGACAACCUGCCAAACAGGGGCGAGGGGUUGUGUGGAGUACGACAGGUAGAGACAGAAAUUUGUGGAAAGUGGGAGGAGCAUUGGGAAAGGCUGGCUGACAGCUCAGAGGAGACAGUCUGUGUGUGAGAUAAGAGUGAGACACGUGGGCACCAGAACCAGUAAGUUCACGUAAUGGACAGUGCCAGUUAUGUGGAGGUGUGGAUUGGAGGGGGGUGACAGGAAGGGGAGACUGUUGGGUAGAGAGUGUGGUGCAGUGAGUUAGCGAAGGUUUAGGCUGGAAGGAUUAUGGGAAUGAAAGUGUUAUGAGAAUAAUUGCUACCUGUGUGGCUCAGAAAUGAGAGCAGAGUUGACCACCCAGUAGUGGAAAACAUUAAAUGGCUGCUUCCCAGCCCUUGCCAUCUGGAUGCUUCCUCCCAGCACCAGUUUUUUUAAAACUACAUAAAUGGGCAUUUCCUCACAACACGCCCUUUAUUCCAUAAUCCCCCUGGCCUCAGUUUCUCCAACCCCACUGCAGACACCUUCUACCCAACAGGCUCCCCUUCCUAUGUCCUGUCGCCCUUCCCAAUCCACUCUUCCACAUCAACAGCAUUGUGCACUGCACAAACUCACCAGCUCCUGUGCCCAUGUGUCUCUUUCUUAUCCUGUGCAGCUGAGCAGUCGGCCAUUCUCCCACAAACCCUACCCCCACUUCUGCCCCCCUUGUCCCUCUAUCCACACCACUAGACACAACCCCUCACCCUAGUCUACCUGUCAUACAUGCAUACAUGUGCGUGUGCUUGGAGGGAGGGGGGGGGGGGGGGGGCACAUGUCAACACCAGUUGACAACUCAACACUUCUUCUAUUUGGCUAGUUGUCUCCUUUACUUCUAAAUUAUUUUGUCUCCUUUACCUCUAAAUUAUUUAUCUCCCUCUUCAAUUAACUUUGACCUGUGUGCCUUGCCAAUGCCAGUGAAUAUCUGUCAUUUAUGCUGGAUGUAGGUCUCAUAACAGGCUUCACAGAAAAUAAAAUCAGCAGUUUACACCAAAUUACACUAAGAAGACAAAGUCUUCAGACAACACAAGUUUAUUAACCAAAACCUGGUGCCAACUGACAUCGCUUUGGCUCAGUAACCUACAUAAACAAAGUAUCAUUGAUUAUUCUUCAAUAUUAAUUUGUUACAUGCAACAUUCAUAUUAUUAAAUUAUAUUUUGUAAAUACAAGAUCCAUAGUUUCCAUGACAUCCCAAAACUGGGGAGCUACAAAAUGCGUAUGCUCAUCUGUCACUGCUACCUUGGCUGUGUGUUGUUGCUUCUCGGACACCUGGGGACCUCAAAUACCAUCCGAAUAAAUUACUAGCACUAGCUAUUCUAACAUAAAAUAAUGCUGAAGUUAAUUACUCAAGAUAGUUAACAACAUAAUUUUUUCAAGCAACCCUUUGUUAUAUAUAUUUUACUUUGAUGUCACAUGUGGCGGCCUUUGAGAGACAUAAUUUAUAAGCACAAAUUUGUAGCCCCACACUGUGUCAUAGCACCCUCUCAUCUUGUAGUGUGAGUGAUUUUCCCUCCCGUUUGAAUUUUCCAUAGCUUAUUUCUCUCUCCUUCUCUGAGGAAGGAUUUAAUAGUUCUGAAAGCUAGUAUGUGUCAUGUACAUUUUCUUUUAUGCGUGUUUAUUGGCAACACUAAAUAUUUGGCCUCCUGAAAGUAAGCACUGGCUAGUAAUUUUGUCUGAUAAUUAAAUGUAAUGACCAUUAGACUGUAAGUAAGUAAACGAUUUCGUAUGUGAAAUCAGCCUUAAAACAUAAUCUCGAAGCCAGCUAUAUUUUUUGUCUUUGUACAUACAUUACAUGAGUUAUGUUCUGUGGCCUGUAGGAGUCUAUGUGAUGUGAAAAAUGUAAAUUUCAUUUUAGUUCACUACAAUAAAGAUAGAGAAGUUGGAAUAUAACUGUGCUAAU
Schistocerca gregaria is the source of this 4773-nucleotide messenger RNA. Its product is annotated as nuclear RNA export factor 1-like. NCBI's taxonomy places the organism in Eukaryota, Metazoa, Arthropoda, Insecta, Orthoptera, Acrididae. Bases 459 to 2351 code for a protein of 630 amino acids. The record is from RefSeq and is a predicted model, not a curated record. Gene Ontology annotation, molecular function: protein binding; RNA binding. The transcript has 14 exons. Gene Ontology annotation, cellular component: nucleus. Gene Ontology annotation, biological process: poly(A)+ mRNA export from nucleus.